GCUACGCUAGAGCUACGCCGCUCAUUCAGCUCCUGCUCUCCGCGGAGGCACCACGGCGACUCCCCACCACAACAAACCCGUGAACGAGCCGUUAAACCCCUACCGUCAGAUCCCCUGCUUACACGCACGGAUUUGAAUGUUUGAAUGCGGAACUUUGCGGUCGUACAAGCCGCUCUGGGAGCCUCCGUUUUUCGUUAAUCUCCGAAAAGAUCGCGGAAUCGCCCGUCGGAUGAGAACAUUGUGUUCGGUUCAGGCCGUACCACCGUCGCCUUUUGCAGCUACUGUCUUUCCCCCACUAGCAUAAGUGCUUACAAAUCCGAGCAACACGGAUCGCCACCAUGAGGAAGAAAGCUCGGUACCACCGGGUCCCCGUACCCCAGCGGCCGCCGUCUCCCAUCAUGCCCUCGCCCAACAAGCAGAUCCUCACCUACGCCCAGGCACAGCGAAUGGUGGAGAUGGAGAUUGACGGGCGGGUGCACCGCAUAAGCAUCUACGACAAGAUGGGCGUGCUUUCGGACGACGACCCCACGGCCCAGGAGAUGCUGGAGUGCACGAGCAACAAGGAGAACGCGGACAAGCCCCCGCCGCAGGCCCCGCUGCGCUCGGUCCGUCUCAAGAACAGCCAAGAGAAGAAGAACGCCGCUCUGGGCGUCACCGCCACGGCGGCGGCGGCGGCGGUGGCCUCCCAUGGGGACAAGCCCGGGAACCACGGCCCCCACAGCGGGGCCUGCCCCAAGAAGCUCCCGGAGCCCAAGUUCCGCACGGUGGAGUACAACCUGCCGGCGGUGCCCCGGCGCCCCUCCGCCUUCUACGCCUUCGAGGAGAAGACGGAGGAGGAGCUGGACGAGGAGACCGAGUACGACAUGGACGAGGAGGACUACGCCUGGCUGGACCUGGUCAACGACAGGCGCCGCGGCGAGGGCGCCAGCUGCGUCUCCUACAACGUGUUCGAGUUCCUGGUGGACCGCUUCGAGAAGGAGGCGCACCAGGAGAGCCAGGGCCAGGAGCAGGCGCCCGUCGACGAGGACGCCGUGUGCUGCGUGUGCGCCGACGGCGAGUGCCACAACGGCAACGCCAUCCUCUUCUGCGACGCCUGCAACCUGGCGGUGCACCAGGAGUGCUACGGCGUGCCCUACAUCCCCGAGGGCCAGUGGCUGUGCCGCCACUGCCUGCUGGCGCCUGGCACGCCGGCGGCCUGCGUGCUCUGCCCCAACACGGGCGGCGCCGUCAAGCGCACGGACGACGAGCGCUGGGGCCACGUGGCGUGCGCCCUCUGGGUGCCCGAGGUGGGCUUCUCCAACACCACCUUCAUCGAGCCCAUCGACGGCGUGCGCCACAUCCCGGCGGCCCGCUGGAAGCUGACGUGCCACCUCUGCAAGCGCAAGGGCGCCGGGGCGUGCAUCCAGUGCCACCGCGCCAACUGCUACGCCGCCUUCCACGUCAGCUGCGCCCAGAAGGCGGGGCUCUUCAUGAAGAUGGAGCCGGUGAAGGAGGUGACGGAGAGCGGCGAGCCGGCCUUCUCGGUGAAGAAGGUGGCGUACUGCGGCGCGCACACGCCCAGCGGCGGCGCCCGGAAGCCCCUGACGGUGUACGACGCGGUCACGGCGCCCCGGAACGGACUGUGUAAGAAGGAGGAGCAGGGGGCUAGACGGAGCCGGCGGUCGAAAGGGAAGCGGCCGCAGCCGCAGCAGCAGCAGCAGCAGCAGCAGAGGAAGAGCAAGAAGAGUAAAAAGCCGGACGUGAAGGUGGAGGAGGUGGAGGGGGAGGUCGCCACUCCUGCCAACGCGCCUAGUUUCCCUCUCCAAAGGCUACAGAGCAUCCUGAACCAGGUGUCCAUCCAGAAGAAGAAGGCGUUUGUGCAGCUGGUGCUGAACUACUGGACCCUAAAGAGGCAGGCGAGGAACGGGUUGCCUCUCAUCCGCCGGCUGAAGACCAGCACUCAGUCCCCGAAGACGGUUCAGCAGGGCCACCAGAAGCAGUGCGAGGAGGAGAGCCGGGCCCUCAAGGAGCAGCUGAAGGAGUGGCAUCGCCUGCGCCACGACCUGGAGCGAGCCAGGCUACUGCUGGAGCUCAUCCGCAAGCGGGAGAAGCUGAAGAGGGAGGAGAUGAAGCUGCAGCAGACUCUGUUUGAGCUGCAGCUGACGCCCUUCAGCCUGCUGCUCGGGGCCCUGCUGGAGCAGCUGCAGGAGAAGGACCAAGCCCGGGUGUUCGCCCAGCCCGUGGACGUCGGCGAGGUCCCGGACUACCUGGACCACAUCAAGCACCCCAUGGACUUCUCCACCAUGGCCCGGCGCGUGGAGGCGCAGGCGUACGGCGGCCUGGACCACUUUCAGGCCGACUUCGACCUCAUGGUGGCCAACUGCCUGCAGUACAACCCCCGGGACUCGUACUUCCACCGCGCCGCGGUACGCAUGCGCGACCAGGGCGGCGUGCUGAUCCGCAAGGCCCGACGCGACGCCGAGCGCAUCGGCUUCGACCCCCUCGCCGGGAUCCACCUGCCGGAGGCGCCCAAGCUGGAGCCGGCGCCACCCUUCUCCUGGGACGAAGUGGAUCGCCUUCUGGUGCCGGCCAACCGGGCUCGCCUGUCCCCCGAGCAGCAGCUGCAGCAGCUGCUGGAGAAGCUGGACCUCACCUGCUCCAUGAAGUCCAGCCCGUCGCGCAGCAAGCGGCUGAAGCUGCUGAAGAAGACCAUCAACGACGUGCGCAGCGAGGCCAGCCUCCACCGGGGGCUCCCCGACCACCACCACCACCCCCACCAUCACCACCACCCCCACCAUCACCAUCACCAACACCACGCCUCCUCGUCCUCGUCCUCUGCUUCGUCCUCCUCGUCUUCGUCGUCGACCUCUUUGUCGUUGACGUCGCCUCAGCCCGAGGCGGGGAAGACUCACCUGAGAGCCGCGCAGACCAACGGCCACUGUCUCCACGACGAUGGGGACAAGUCUCUCCCCCCCAAGCUGGAGCCUCUGGACUCCAGCCCCCCCCCGGUCCACCCGGACGGAGACCCCGGGCCCCCCACCCUCAGAUCCAUCCACGACGGACCCCUCCUCCACCACAAGCUGAAACACAAGGGCGCUCCGGGCCUCCAACCCGAGGACGCGCCCAGCCUUAACCACGACGGCCCCCGUGACCUCAGUCACCUGGAGGCCCCCAGCCUCAAACACAACGCCAACCACCUGCAGGACCCCCCCAGCCUUAAACACACCGCCCCCUGCGGCCUCCACCACGAAGACCCCCCCAGCCUCAAACACAGCUCCAACCACCUCCCCCAGGCGGACCCCCACAACCUCAGACACAAGGUGGACCCCCACAACCUCAGACACAAGGCGGACCACCUCCACCACAAGGACCCCCAUCACCUCCACCCGGCGGACCCCCACAACCUCAGACACAAGGCCCACCACCUCCAACACGAGGACCCCCACCACCUCAAGGCCCACCACCUCUACAAGGUGGAACCCCACAACCUCAGAAACAAGGCCAACCACCUCCACCACGAGGACCCCCCCAUUCUGAAACACAAGGCCAACCACCUCCAUAACGAGGACCCCCCCAUUCUGAAACACAAGGCCAACCCCCUCCCCCACAAGAGCCUCCCCCACGACCAGGCGCCCCGCCUCAACUGCGAGCCCCCCCGUCCCCUCGACGACCGGGUACCCGACAUCAGACGCGGAAAGCCCGACGGCGAGGCUCCUCACCUCAACGGCCACGCGCGGCCCUCGCCCGGCUCCCAGAAUGCCUUGCUGGAGGGCGAGGUCAGCGUGGUGGCGACGUCCACGCUGGCCGAGCCCGUCGGCGCGGUCGGUCGCCGCACCGCCAUCCUCUUCAGGAAGUCCAAGAGGGGAGUGGCUGUGGUGGGCGUGGCAAGGGGAGGGGGAGGAGCCGACGGAGGGAAGGAGGCGGGGCCAGGGGGGAUGGCGGCAGAGGGGGCAGGGCGGGUACCGCGGAUCGGGGAGGAGGAGGUGGUGGAAGGGGAGGAGCUUGGGGCCAAGUCCUUCCUGUCAGUGGUGAUCCCGCGGCUGGAGAACCUGCUGCAAGGGAGGAAGAGGAGGAUGAGGAGGAGCGUCGACGGGCGUCUGAGCGAGGAAGACUCGACGGCGGCCGAUGAGGGAGAGGGGGUGUCGCCGGUCAAACGGCUCGACAGAGGUCUGUCGAACGGUUUCCUGGAGGAGGAGGUGGAGGAGCAGGAGGGGGUACAGAAGGAGCUGGGGAACCCCAGGACUCUGGAACCACGGAGACGCUGGGCGUCCGAGUCGUCCAUCUCCUCUAGUAGCAGCCUGUCUGCCUGCACCAGCGGCACCCUGACCCUCCCCCAGUGUGGGAAGGGCAAGCCGGCGCUGGUGCGGCGCAACACGCUGGACGACAAGAGCCAGAUGAUCGCCUGCAUCGAGACGGGGAACUACGCCCGCGCUGCCCGCAUCGCCGCAGAGGUGGGGAACAGCAGUAUCUGGAUGCCCGCCAGCGCGGCCACGGUAGCGCUGGAGCCCCUGACGCUAGUGUGGGCCAAGUGUAGCGGGUACCCCUCCUACCCCGCCCUGAUCAUAGACCCCCACAUGCCCCGGGUGGCGUGCCAGCACAACGGGGCCUCCAUCCCAGCGCCCCCCCUGGACGUGCUGCGGGUGGGGGAGCAGAUGCAGUACAAGGCGGAGGAGAAGCUCUUCCUGGUCCUCUUCUUCGACAACAAGCGCAGCUGGCAGUGGCUUCCUAGAUCCAAGAUGGUGCCGCUGGGCGUGGACAAGACGGUGGACAAGAUCAAGCUGAUGGAGGGGCGGAGCUCCGGCGUGCGCAAGGCGGUGCAGGUGGCGUUCAGCCGGGCCAUGAGCCACCUGAACAUCACCCAGGACCCGCCCCCCAGCGACCUGAGUGACGUGGACUAACACACACACACACACACACACACAGACACACAGACACACACACACACACAGACACAGACACAGACACACACACACACACACACGUGUUGACCCCCUCGGCACGCACAGCUGGAUCGGCUACCAGGGAAACCGGACUCUGAGGACCGGACUCUAGAAGCGGACCACCAAGACCCCCCCAGAGGUUAUGCAAUCGCCCCGGCGCCCGGUGAUGUCACUGUGUGACGUCAUCAGACAGGGGCGGGGUGUUGGUUUGGUUUCCGGCGUUUGUGUCGGCUCCUUGUUACCCCCCCCCCACCCCCACCCCCCCCAA
Messenger RNA from Gadus chalcogrammus (walleye pollock), 5187 nucleotides. Its product is annotated as bromodomain-containing protein 1-like. Gene Ontology annotation, biological process: regulation of transcription by RNA polymerase II. The transcript is spliced from 15 exons. NCBI's taxonomy places the organism in Eukaryota, Metazoa, Chordata, Actinopteri, Gadiformes, Gadidae. The record is from RefSeq and is a predicted model, not a curated record. Gene Ontology annotation, molecular function: protein binding. Gene Ontology annotation, cellular component: MOZ/MORF histone acetyltransferase complex. The coding region runs from base 339 to 4877 and encodes 1512 amino acids.